Molecule: messenger RNA, 4500 nt
Organism: Guillardia theta CCMP2712
Lineage: Eukaryota; Cryptophyceae; Pyrenomonadales; Geminigeraceae
Exons: 14
Coding region: 1-4500 (1499 amino acids)
Source: RefSeq, a predicted model, not a curated record
AUGGCAUACUACAGGCUGCAGGGGGCUGUCAGGACGCGUCUCAGUCAGCUCAAGUUCCCUUGGUGGAGAGCUGAGAGACAGAGGGAGGAGCUUGCAGCUGUUGUGAGCAAGAUGAACAACAGGCAGCGGUUUCGACGAGAGUACCUCUGUCUUGUCAAGCAACUCCCUGCUAUCAUCGCCCGCGAGGUGGAAGGACGAGUUCGAAAACGAUUUGAGAUGAUUCAGAAACCUUCCUCGAAAUGCAAGACUGAGCACUUGUCUGCUCGUGAGAUGAUGGUCGUUCACUCUGGAGCAAUCAGAUUGGAAGCAAGUGUUCGAAGAUGGAAGGCUCAGAUUGACAUGUUCUCAGCGUUUGCAGCAGCCCACGACAUUAUCUCCUCGUUUUUGCUGCAAGAGAGUCGUAGACUUGCUGGAAGGCUGAGACAGACUCCCGAGCAGGUCGCUGCCGAUCUGAUCACGAAACACAGUCAUGGCUACAUGUUCUCUCUAUCAAGAUCCUCUGCAACGACACUUCAAGCACAUGUCAGGAGCAGCUAUCACCACACGACAUUCUCACACUUCAAACACGUCAUGGUGAGAUGUCAAGCAAUGAGGAAAGAAAACGUUUACGCUAAGAAGGCAAGCAGCGUCAGUGUCUUGUCAGUUCGCAUCUCAACAUGUCUUCCGAGCUCCGAGAGGUUGGAGAAGGUCGAAGAAAGUCUUCUGGGUCAUACAAAGUUCCUGCAACUGCUCACCGCUGAAUUCAUGUGGAGUUUGCAACAAGACAACGAGCUGGCGGGGAUCUUGCAACAUCUCAGCAGACAUCUCAUCUCUCCUAACGAGCUCGUUGUUCACAUGUCAGAUGUUUUCAUCUCCUCUUUCCUUUCUAGGCUGCUCUUCUCACGGCGAGAAACGUUGUCCGAUCCAUCCCGAUGGCAUUUUCUCCUCGUGUUGCGGUCACAUUUAUCUCGCGGUCCCAGGGAGGUCGAUCGUUUCCUGUCAAACUUGACGCAGGACAACCUUGGUGAUAUCACGGGAUCACUUUCUUCGCCUGCUGUCGUUGAGCAAUUCAGCGAAUCUUUGAAACUCGUCUUGCGCAUCCUCACAGUCUGCCUGCGGAAAUCUCCCGACCUGUCGACGUUGGUGGAGCAGGAGAAGGACGCGCUGACCUCCUUGGCGAGGAUCUUGAAGAGCGAAAAUGCAAGCGGAGCCACUCCCAACUCGCCCAUGAGAGAAGAGGAGGAGCUCUCGUGCCAAGCAUGUUCCUGCCAUCCCUGCUCCUUGGAGGCGAUGCAGCUGCUAGAAGCUCUUCACAUCUUCAAUCGCGUCAUAGCGCAAGUCUCGCAGGACCAUGUUGACAUCGUGAAGAGUUUGACAAGAAAAAUGACCUGCCCCUCCUUUCAGUGUCGAUCUGCUGCCAUCAGAGUCCUCGCAGCCCUCGUGCGAUGCUACGGGGCUGUCAAGCGACUCGUGCAGAAAUCGCCGAGACUGCUGCGUUCGGUCUUGAAUGCUCUUGCAAACACGAACAAUGAAGAGCACAUGGAGAAGAUCGGCAAGUUUGUUGUUUACAGUUUCUCCGACUUCCCUUCAUUCAUCUGCUCGUCGUACAAGAGAGAGCUGGAAGAGUACAAGAACGUCUCCUCCCACGACAUGCCCGUCAAAGAUCAGAGCUCUCACCGCCACCUCCACUCCAUGCAUGACGCUCAUUCGAACAGAUCGCCUCGAAGAUCCAGCAUCAGAGAUCGGUCGGUCAAGGAAGGGAAGGCAGGAACAGUCGAGGCUGGACCUGACGAUGGAGCUAGAGAUGGAGGCGGUACUAGGCCGUCGACUGCCUUCUCUGCCUGGACCAAAAGCUCGGGAGAGGAAGAGGAGGAAGAGGAGAUUCUAUCUCUUAUGCUGAAGAAACCUCAGAAGCUUGAUCCUCUCUCCUUCUCGGUCAAAGUUGAGCUCAACAACAGCACAAGGAUCCGAGCAGAAGCAGGAGGCGGGGAGGGAAGAGAAGAAGGAAACGAGGGAGGAGGAGGAGAUCUCGUGCAUGGUCUGUCGCUGAGAGAGGUCCUGUCGCUGAGGUAUCAGGUCUUGAGCAUGUUUCAACUUCACGUCCCCGGCGCCAUGAGGCAACUCUUAAAGAUCUUGAGGGAGAAACUCAAGAGAAAGUCAGCCGGGUACAGACAAGUGAAGGAGACCUACUGGAUGUUGGAGGCUGCGGUGACGCUGGUGAAGGGCAUGGCGGCGUUUGUGGUCUCAGACGUUCACCAUCGAGACGAUCUCUUCGGCCCCAACUGGUACGACGUGGAGGAGGUGGAGGGGUUGGUGGAGGCAGGAGCACAGCUCGAGGAGGAGGCGAGGAGGCGGGUGGGAACAUGGACAGCGUAUGAGAGAGGGAGGAUGGUCGUCGUAGAGAGAGUUAGCUGCUCUUCCAUAUUCCUUGCCAUCUUUCUGCUGCAUGUCGACGACAAGUUCGGUCGUUGGAUGGUAAGGGCGCAGCUCAACAACCUCAGCGACUUGUUGCAUCGAGGAGACGAUGAGAUGAGGUUCCUUGCAGUGAGAUGCUUGCACGAGAUCACGAAGAGGUACCGGACAAGCAUACAGCCUUCCUACAUCUCUGCAGUCGUCAUGCAAGCUGCCAAGUUUGUGACAGACGACACGAGGGUUGAACGAUCUCUGACGAUGUUCAGAGACAGCAUUAGAAGGGACGAAGGAUGUUCUCAUAACCUGAAGAAGAUCAAUCUCAGUGAGCUCAUCGUCAGGAUCAAGAUCGACGAGCUGGAAGAAACCUUGUCAGCCGCGCACUCGUGCGAGACCAAGGUUGCACCUCCCUUGGACUGCUCUCCUCGAAGAUCUCUGCCUCCUCCUCCGUUCCAACAACUCCCUCCUCGCUGUGGAGACUUCAAACGCGCUGGCCGCCAUGUUAGCAUGCGACUUUGCAGGCAAGACAAUGUCACGAGGGGCCCGCUGUCUCACUCUCCUGCUCUUGUAGACGUUCAAGUCACAGCCUCCUGUGCCAAGGGGAUGCCGCAGGUAGAGCGAUGGGCCGUUAGCAACGUCAUGUGCCAGCUACGAGGAUCUGAUCAACACACGGACACCUGCCGAUCGAUGGAGCCUGUCUGGUUGCAGAACAAUCAACUUCACCAGCAAGUGAACGACUACAAGGCUGCCGUUAUGCUCGAUCUGGUUCAUGCUGGUUCAAGUAACCAAGUGACCAUUGGGAGCGUCCUGCUACCCGUCCACCAGCUGCAUGCUGCGGUGGCGAGGCGAAAGACGACGGGGUUUGUGGUGACGGGGAGGAGAGGCAAAACAGCAGGAGGGGAUUACAUUGCCGUGUCCUCCAAGACCGAAGUCGUGAUGGAGAGAUGGUUCGAGAUCGACAAGGAAGGGAACCAGGUCAGCGGCUACUUCGGACGCUUCACAGGGUUCGGACAGGGCGGGGAGAUAGUGGGGAUGAAGAAAUGUCAGAGUGAGAUCUUUCUCAAGAUCAAGUACCUUCUACACAUUCAGGUUGCAGAUGUUGUUGAGCGGAGCCUGUGGAUUGCAAUCUUUCUUGUGGAGGGUUUUCUGCUGUCGGACGAGAGUGGCAGGAGAUUGGCAGGGUCAAAGCUGCUCACUAGCGCGCUGAAACAUUCAGGCUCAACGCACUUCACAUGCUGCUGGAAGUUACCAACAGGAACGAUCUCUAUCAGCUUCUUGCCUUCUUCUUUGAACCGAAUCUCGUGCAAGAGCUUUCCAGGUCCCCUCCAACCUUGUUCUUCCUCUCCUUACCCGCCUGAUCGUCGCAGCCUCCUCGCUCUUCUCUCUCAGCAUGUCAGCAGCAACAAGUUUGCGUCCUCCCAUGAGCUCCAGGAUCUCAGCGUGAAGGGCGAGAACCUACUCGCGGCGCUGAAGCUGGCAUGGAAGAAGGUGCCGAUGGCGACAAAGAUGCGAUUCAAUGUCGACACUUGCAAGACACCAGAUGCUCUCUUGUAUGCUCCUGAUGGUCUGCGGGGUAAGAUGAGAGCUGGGGAGGAAGAGAAUGGUAGUGAUGGAGGGUCAAGAGGAGCGAUGGAUGAGUUAGAUGUUGAGCAGUUGCACAUGUCAUGGAGAUUUUGCUCUUUCGGGCAGUUGACGGUGACAACUUGGACAGAUGCAUGGUUGUUUGCAAACGCAAUCGUUGGCGACAUCUUUGAUGAGAAGGAGCAAGAAGAGAUAAAUCCCAAUCGCAGCAGCCAUCUGCUCCUAUCCCUCGACCUCGGUCGCGUGGGAACGAGCAAGGAGGAGCAGGAGGAGGAGGGGGCGUCUGCUCUGUCUCCUGCUAGCUCGGCUUACCUUGUCUCCGAUGUGUCACGAGCUUCGACUAUCAAGGAGCUGCUGGCCCGCGUCAAAGGAGCAGGAGGAGCAGGAGCAGGAGGGCUCCUCACAGGGCGGAAGAAACUUCGGAAGAAGGUCACAAAGACAAAGAAGACGAUGGCGAAGACGAUUCAGUUCUCAGAAACUCCUUCCUCCCCCUCGCGCUUCAAGACCUCCAAACCCAAGACUGCCGUCUGA